Molecule: messenger RNA, 2623 nt
Organism: Owenia fusiformis
Lineage: Eukaryota; Metazoa; Annelida; Polychaeta; Sabellida; Oweniidae
Source: the annotation of a GenBank genome assembly
CAUUUAUUUACUUCCGGUUCAAAAUUUUCACAUGUGCUCACGUAUUUUUAUUUAACGUUUAUUUGAUAAAUAUACUUUUCUGGGCAUUUAUACCUAACGAAGAAGGAAAAUGGAAGUUGACAACUAUUUGGAAUCUGAGAUGUGUUUGAUCGAAUGGCGUUUCGACAUAGAUAAAAGAGCAAUAGAUUGUGAAACAUGCAGCUUAUUUGUUUCAUUGCUGAACAGUGAAUAUGAACGUGUGUUGGAUGAUGACUGUUCAGCUGACUUCCUCAAAGAGUCUGAUGUGGAGGAAGAUGCAAAACUCAGGGACAUUAUUCAACAAGGAAUCGAUGAUACCAUGAGAAAUCAUAAAAGUAAUCAUAUGGAGAAUCGUUUGCUGUCUACAGGUAUAGCAGCCCUUCAGCUGUUUGUACAGAAUAACUGGAUAGGCCCACCAUCAACCUCCAAACCCAGUGACUACUUUGAGGUUGAGGAAGAGCAGCUGGAUGCAUUCAGAGAAGACGCAAUCAGUGAUUUGUCAAUAGAUGGUGACACUGUCUACCCGAUAUGCAAGGAUAUUGAAUAUAUGUACCUGGCGAAGAUAAUCCUACAUGACAACAGACAUCACCUCAAGGAUACACAUACUGGAGACUGGUGGUUGCUAAGGCUGAUUCGUGUAUGGCAACAGUUGAUUGAAGAACGCUCUCCAACACUGAAGAAAUUGGCAAUGGAAAUCAUAGAACAAAAAAAAUCCAUGGUUAAAUUGCUGAGUGAUACAGGAUAUAAAAAUGCUGCUGUACGUUUCAACCUUGAGGCUGGCUACAUGUGCAAUUUUUACUAUGAGAGAACUAGAGGCAAGCAACAUUUCGCUGAUGCUGAAAACAUUGCUGGUCUUCACAUAGAAACAACAGGAGAGCUGGGAAAGAGAACCAAAUGGCAAGAAACCGAGUUACCGCAACUUGUACUAAACGUAACUAGAUCUCACAAUCAACUAAAGCCUCCAAAUGAUAAGCCUCCGAAAAAUAUGCCACGGAACCUUGCAUUGAAUGAUGACACAGUCCUAGAUCAGAUACAGCUAAAUAAGGAAGUCAAUAUAUGUGAGCUUUCAGGAUUGGAUGAAGCUGUUGUAUUGGCUAAAUGUUCAGAUUUAAAAAGUCUUCAUGAAAGUCAAAGUGACCUGAUAAAAGAGGAAAUCCUGGCACAUACUAAUUGUGUGCUAUCACAGGAACGUAGUUGGGUUGUUCAAACAGCAGCGUUGCUUGAAAGAACAAAGUGGGAGAGUGAGAAUGUGCGUCGUAUGGAACGUUCAAUGACACAACUAGAGGAACUGAUAAACCAAGUGAAGAGAGAAGAGCCACAAUCAUACAUAAUCUACCAGUCACAGAAGAUGGAUCUUUUCUAUAGUGUUAGCCUUCCUCCCAAAUGGAAAACUGAGAAAACGCUUGCUGAUUUCUUUAUAAAGAUAGGAACAGUGAAAGCAGCAUUAGAGAUCUAUGAGAGACUGCAAAUGUGGGACAAUGUCAUUGUUUGCUACGGCGCCCUUGGCAGAGUAGAGGCUGCUGAGAAAAAGAUCAGGGAGCAACUAUCUGUGAAAGAAGAACCCAUGAUGUACUGUUACCUUGGUGAUGUCACUGAAGACCCCUCGUACUAUGACAAAGCUUGGGAAAUGUCAAAUCACAGAAGUUUCCGCAGUAUGAGAUCCAAGGCGACUUAUCUAUUUCGUAAAGGAAAGUUUGAAGAAUCUCUGUCAUGUUUUGAAGCUUCUCUACAAGCAAAUGCUCUACAGUCAGGGUGUUGGUUCACAUAUGGUUGCGCUGCUAUGUCUGCGGGAAACUUUGAGAGAGCCGCUAAAGCAUUCCAACAAGGUAUCAAUCUGGAUGACGAUAACUUUGAGGCAUGGAACAACCUGUCCAGUGCAUACAUUAAACUAGGACAAAAAAAGAGGGCGUUUAUGACAUUAAAGGAGGCAAUUAAGGGGGCAUAUGAGAACUGGCGGGUCUGGGAGAACUACCUUGUGUGUGCCUUGGAUAUAGGGGAGUUUUCUGAUGGAGUAAUGGCGUACCAUCGUUUGUUGGACAUCAAAGAGAAAUAUGCAGAACCCGAUCUACUAAAUGUGCUUGUACGCGCAGUUGUUGAGAACUUUUCUGAUGCCCAUGGUAAUCCUGCCUCUGUUCUCAAACCCAAAGUAAUUGAACUUUUUGGGCGUGUUACCUCAAAGCACACAAAUGUUGGAAAGAUCUGGAAGCUCUAUGCACAGUUACAUAACAGUGAGAAGACCAUGAGUUUUGAGAAGCACCAGAAGGUUGUGGAGUUACUACAGAAGGCACAUAGAUGUGCUGUAACUGAAAAAGCCUGGGAGAAGGAUAUGGCCAAGUGUAAUACUAUUGGAGCAAAUGCUCUGGAGUUAACAAUAGAGUAUAUGAAAUGCAGUAACCACAAGGAUAGUAAACCUAAAGACUCUUUGCAGAUGUUGUCUUCAGCCAAACUUAUGAUCAAUGGUCUCCUUAGUAAAAUUAAGCAAAACCAGAUAGGCAUAGAUGGUGAACUGAAUGCAGAUGUGAAAGACACUGUCAACAAACUAACACAACAACAACAGGACAUUGCAGUUGCUAUAGACACCAUAAAAGCAACAAACUCAGGAUAG